AGGUCUAUUACAUGAUGCAGUCAGUGGUAAACGCGGCAGUUCCAGACACUCUCCGUCAACUACGACCGGUCGCCAACAUCGAGGCCGGGAGAGAACAGAUCUCCAACAUGUUAGAUGUGGUCGGGGAAGGAAUUAACUUGACGGCUUCAAGCAUCAGCGAAGACGAGAGGGCUUGGCUAUAUUCCAGAAUGCAGAAGAAACUAGAAUAUGAAACAGCAAACAGUAAAGAAAGUGGCAAAAAAGCUGCCGCUAUGGCAAUUCAGCUUGCUCAGAAAAGUCAAGAUGAACUGAGGCUCUGUAAAACAUGCAGCAACAUUAACAGCACAAAAACGGAACAAUUAUUGAUAAAAAACAGUGCUGAAAAUAUAGCGAACAGUACGACUACCACCAAAACAUCAGCCUUCCAAUUGACAGGGCUAUAUGAAGCAAUUGCCAACAGCAGUGUUGGCAGAAAGAAAAGGGAGGUAGAAAAAAUUGCUGGAGAAGAUGUUUCAGUGUCUGCUUUUGAAUUUACUGAAAACGUUUAUAUGUAUGAUACGGAUGGAACUUCGAGUUAUGUUACAUCGAAUGUGUUACGUAUCGACGUCAAAACACCAACGACGCGUGUAACUCCCGGUUAUAUGGUAUUCGAGCAAAACGUUGUAACACCGGAUGCUGUUACUAUAUCUCCAAAGGAUUUUGUUGAUGUCGACGAUGUUUCUGAGUUUGCGUAUCAUCGAUUCAUUUACGGAAAGGCAAGUGACAGCGUUUGCAUGAUCAUUGAGCCACUAGAGAACACCACCUUUGAAUCAUACGACGUAUAUCUUGGCGGUAGUGAACCUCCGUCCAUAGAGCAAUUUCAUUUGAAAUUCACUGUGGGUGUCGAUAAUAGUUGGCAGAGCUGUAUUAAAUCGAAAGAUAUGCCUGGCCAUACCGGGUUGGUUUACUAUGCUGUGAGGGUACCCGGAACAGUGAAACAGGUUGACUAUAAUCUCACAUUGGUAACUGCGGGUUGCCUGACCUGGAACGAAAUGCAAGCAAAAUGGGAAACAGACAAAUGUGAGAUGGAAUGGAAACCGUUAGAAAAUAAAAUUGUUUGUGUUUGUCGAGAGGUAACAGAUCUUGUCUUCGCAAACUCCUUUUUCGUUGCACCAAAUUCAAUAGACUUUGCGACAGUAUUCCUCAAGUUUUCUCCAUUGAGCCAGGCUGCAGUUCUAGGUGCCUUAACAGGUGUGUUGUUCAUAUACAUCCUGGCAGUGUUGUUUUUGAUCGGAUUGGAUAGGCGGGACCAGCUGAAGUGGGGUGUUACACCAUUAAGGGACAACGCCCUUGGAGAUAGCAGCUACUAUCUAAUAAAGGUUAUGACUGGACUGCGGAGAGGAGCAGGAACCGACUCCAGAAUUGCGUUUGUUUUGACAGGGGCCAAGGGCGAUACCGGGCCUCGGGAAAUGUUCGAUGGAGUUAGAAAAGAAUUUAGCACUGGAAGUGUUAUGUCUUUCUUCAUGGCGACAAAGCGACAUCUAGGAGCACUAGAGCAACUGAACAUUUGGCAUGAUAACCAGGGUGACGGCGAUCAAGCCUCGUGGUACCUCAACCAAGUUGUUGUCUACGACAUUGAAACUAAGACUACGUAUACAUUUGUGGCAGAAAAGUGGCUGUCAGUUGAAACAGAGGUUUAUGCGAUUAUUCCAGUAACAGUACCAGGUACACCAGUGCAAUUUGAAAGCAGAUUUUUCUACCAGACACGCGACCGGCUAUCAGAGAGUCAUAUGUGGGUAUCGAUCCUCUACCGACCUCAAACGAGCACGUUCACCAGGGUACAAAGAGCAUCAUGCGCUCUUGUGUACAUUUAUCUUACCAUGAUUGCUAACGCAAUGUUUUUUAACCCGAACGACGAGUACGAAAGCCCACCACUCAUUCAAGUUGGACCAUUUAGAUUCACGCCACAACAGAUUUACAUCUCAAUAGUGUGUGCCCUGAUCACAACUCCUCCAGUGAUGCUUCUCAUAUUUCUGUUCAAAAGAACUAAGCGAAGACCUUCAGGAGCUGGUAUAUGUUGCAAUUGUUGCUGCAGGGGAUCUUGCUGCCAACCGUGCAGUGUAUUUUGCUGGAGAAUAUUUCGAACACCAGAGAAAGAGAGACAACGGCAGUUUGAGCAAAUAUUAAAAUCGAAAAUGCUAUCGCAUGAUGUGCCAGAGUUCACUGGAUUUUACUUACCCUGGUGGUGCAUCUACUUUGCAUGGGCCUUGUUUAUAGUUGGUACAAUUGUCCCAGCAUUCUUUGUACUGCUGUAUAGCAUGCAAUGGGGGAAACAGAAGUCAGAAGAAUGGCUUACAUGUUUUCUGAUGUCAAUGUUUGAAUCAAUGAUGCUCGUGGAUCCAUUCAUGGUUUUGUUGAUUGCAUUUGUGCUAGCCUGUAUAUUUCGAACAUCGAGAAAUGAUACAAAUGUGGAUGUUGAUGUUAUCAUUGAGAAUUAUCAGAAGUCAUUUGGAGAAACGGAAGAUAACAUUACAUCUAGCAUCAAACUGCUGAAGCGCGCAAAGGAAGAAUACCAAUCAUAUAAGUCAAUGCCUAGAAAUAUCUCACCGCCACUAAAGGGAGAUAAUCUUGAACAAGCUGCAAGUUCCUGGAAACACAAGCAAGAAUUAAUGGCCGUUUUCAAGGACAUAAUUCUCAAUUUGUUUCUGAUGUUUAUAAUUUGCUCUAUUGCAUUCAGCAAUCGGGACAAUAGGUCUUACAGCCUUCACGAAGAUAUUAUCAAUCAAUUUGUUACACCUUGGAGAAAGCCACACUUCCAAACAAUAAAGUCCCAAGGGGACAUGUACAAUUGGCUGAACGUAUCUGUUAUACCAAACCUAUUUCCGGAGUUCGAUAUAAACGGAAGUCCAUUGCCCUGGUACGAGAAGAAAUUCAUUUCCAGAUACAAUACAAUGAGGCUUGGUCCUCCAAGGCUGCGACAACUACGGACAACUAACGCCGCAUCUUGUAGUCUACCCUACGUUGGGAACGUAAGUUGCAUUGAUGAGUACAGCAUUUUUAGCGAGGAAGAAGGAGACUAUUGUAUGCGUUGGGAGAGUAAGCCUUGUGACACCAUCGAGAACCUGUUCAACGUUUCAAUUGAUGCUUGGAGCUUCACGUCAGGUUUGACUUUUGUGCACAAGGACACCUUCACCGUUAUUAAGUAUCAGUAUGGAAGACAUGCAGAACCAGGCUCCGGUGAACCAUUCUUUGCCGAUGAAGAACUGGGACGAACACGAUAUCAGCGAGAAAGUAUUUCGGCAAAAGACACGUUCACCGUUACUAAGCAACAGUACAGAAGACUUGCAGAACCAGGCUCCUGUGAACCAUUCCUUGACGACGACGAGCUGGGACGCAGGCAUUUCCAGCGGAGGAAUAUUCCGGCCGAACAAACCUUCACCGUACCAAAUAAUCCGUAUGGAAAACUUGCUGAGCCAGGCUCCGUUGAACCAUGGCUUGACGAAGAAGAAACCGGCCGAAAACAUCAACAGAGGGACAUUAUUUCGUAA
Mya arenaria is the source of this 3506-nucleotide messenger RNA. Its product is annotated as polycystin family receptor for egg jelly-like. Lineage: Eukaryota; Metazoa; Mollusca; Bivalvia; Myida; Myidae. The coding region runs from base 12 to 3506 and encodes 1164 amino acids. The transcript is spliced from 21 exons. The record is from RefSeq and is a predicted model, not a curated record. Gene Ontology annotation, molecular function: protein binding; calcium channel activity. Gene Ontology annotation, cellular component: membrane. Gene Ontology annotation, biological process: detection of mechanical stimulus.